AUGUACCACCGAAAACGGUUCAGAUCGGUGAAGUUCUACUCAAUUCCUAACCGGCAAAAGAGGCCAAGGGCUGAGACACGGUGUGGAUGCCCUGCAAGGAUGCAGGUUCGCAUGGACGAUGAAUUAGGACGUCGGUACGUUGCGUACUUUUCAGACGAGCAUAAUCACUCCGUUCUUGAAUUGCGAUUUUCUUCCAUGCUCCCAAGCCAUCGGAGGAUGAGCGAAGUGGACAUUGAGCAGAUGAAUGACAUACGCAAAGGGGGCAUUCCCGUAUCACGAAUUCACGGUUUUAUGGCAAGCCUAGCCAACGGGUAUUAUAAUGUCCCUUACACAACAAGGGAUAUGCACAAUGUAAAUGCAAAGCAACAAAGGGAGGGUGGCCUAGAUGCGGAAUCAUGUUUAAGGUAUCUCCGAGAGUUCAAGGCAAAUGAUCCAGCACUGUACUACAAAGAAGUUGUUGACGGGGAGGGCAUGUUACAACAUUUGUUUUGGUGUGAUGGCACCAACAAAAUUGAUUACCAGGUAUUUGGAGAUGUCGUUGCAUUUGAUGCAACGUACAAGAAAAACAUUUAUCUUUCACUUUUGGUAGUCUUCUCUGGUGUAAAUCACCACAAUGAAAUGGUUAUCUUUGCCGCUGCACUCGUGGCCAAUGAGAAAGAAGAGACCUAUGCCUGA
Arachis stenosperma is the source of this 675-nucleotide messenger RNA. RefSeq names its product protein FAR1-RELATED SEQUENCE 5-like. NCBI's taxonomy places the organism in Eukaryota, Viridiplantae, Streptophyta, Magnoliopsida, Fabales, Fabaceae. The coding region runs from base 1 to 675 and encodes 224 amino acids. Gene Ontology annotation, biological process: regulation of DNA-templated transcription. The transcript has a single exon. Gene Ontology annotation, molecular function: sequence-specific DNA binding; DNA-binding transcription factor activity. The record is from RefSeq and is a predicted model, not a curated record.